AUGAGUUCGGGAGCUGUAUCGGAUUGGUCGGUCACAGGAACUCCAAUAGGUAAUAUCUCAGUCCCACAAUACAGAGUCAAUGUAUCAGAUCAAGCAAUCGCGAAUAAUUCUGUAGUAACUAUCCUGGAUACCGAUUACACCGGAUUCACAAUGCUUUACAUGUGUCGUCAAGUCAACGAGAUUCACUUGAUUAAUCUCUGGUUGCUGUCACGUGACAGGAGACUUAGCUUUAGAACUUGGAGAAGGCGCUGGUGGGAUGCGUUCUCAAACGGCCUGCCAAUAGGAGUUAUGCGCGGCGUUCGCCAGAGAAACUGCCCUGUCUCAGAUUAA
Cotesia congregata is the source of this 330-nucleotide messenger RNA. The record is from the annotation of a GenBank genome assembly. Lineage: Eukaryota; Metazoa; Arthropoda; Insecta; Hymenoptera; Braconidae.